Molecule: messenger RNA, 234 nt
Organism: Prorocentrum cordatum
Lineage: Eukaryota; Dinophyceae; Prorocentrales; Prorocentraceae
Source: the annotation of a GenBank genome assembly
AUGCCAUUGGGAGGGAAGGCGCUCAAGAAGAGGGAGCAGAACGCGAACGCGAAGGCAGGCAUUGUCACGGACGACGCAAUCUUGCGGAAGGAGGCAACCAAAAAGGAGGACGUCAAGUGCGCGAUUUGCAUGCAGCAGUUCAAGGUGACAGCGAAGAAUGCCGAUCAGAAGGCCCACGCCGAGUCAAAACAUCCCAAGUCCACUUUCGCCGAGUGCUUCCCCACCCUGGCGUGA